AUGGGGAAAUUGUCGUCCAGUGAGAAAGUGAAUCAAAAUGGCACAAAUACAAAUAACACAGCGAGCUCCCGGUUUCCACGCGAGGUUAUCCAGAUUCUUCGGAGCUGGUUGGCGUCAAAUGUCCGCCAUCCCUACCCCAACGACGAAGACAAGGAGAAGUUGGCUCAACAGACGGGCUUAAGCAAGGCUCAGAUUUCCACAUGGAUGGCAAACGCGCGUCGCAAGGAAAAUGUUCGGGCAUCUCGAUCUGGUGGCUACCCGAUACAUCGGAAAGAGACGUCAGUCUUGAGAGAAAUGAACCCGAUGGAACGAUGGGAGCACUCUCCACCAGAACACGAGCCUGUUCCAAUUGACGUUAUUGAAAAGGCUGCCUCAGCAUCCAGCAUCGAAAUAAGUGCACGAGGUCAUCCAGCUGGUUCUGGCCAUGUCGACGAUGGGUCGACACGUUCUAUAGGCCAUGGCUCAUCGGCAGGCAGUAUGGGAACAUCGCGUUCUAGCAAUGGCUCAUCUGGCUCCGCUUUCUCGCACACAUCACGAGUGUCUUUGGGAUCGUUUGGCUCUUUCGGUUCUGCUCGUAAGCGAGGAAGGCAUCGUCGCCGCCUCCCAGGCUCCAGGGCGAAUGGCAUGCACCAUAUGCGGCCCGCUGUGCACAAGUUCCAAUGCACCUUUUGUACGGAAACGUUCAAGACGAAGCAUGACUGGCAGAGACACGAAAAAUCGCUGCACUUGUCAAUAGAACAGUGGGUAUGCUCGCCGGAGGGACCGAGUCAACUCUGCCCUAGGCAAGGCUGCCUGGCGUGUGCUUACUGUGGACUGAAAGAACCACCACCUGAACACGCAGACCAGCAUGUCUAUUCUCUUUGCGUGAACAGGCCGUUAGCAGAGAGGACAUUCUACAGAAAAGAUCAUAUCAGACAGCACUUGAGUCACUUUCAUGAUGUCAAGUUCCAAAGCUGGUCUAUGGACGGAUGGAGGACAGCUGCGCCAGAAAUCCGGUCACGCUGUGGUUUUUGCGGGCACAUCAUGGAAUCCUGGGGAGAGCGCGUCGAGCAUCUGGCAGACCAUUUUAAAGGCGGGAAAUCUAUGGUUGACUGGACUGGUGACUGGGGUUUCGAGGAAGAAGUGCUGCGCAAUGUCGAGAAUGCUCUGCCACCUUAUCUUAUACACUUUGAACGCCUAAGCCCGAAUCCUUACGAAGCUUCCAAGGAAGAGGGAAUUCAUGAUAAAAUAAGUCAGAACUAUGAGGAACUUCCUAAUUCUGACUUGAUGUCGGAUCAUCAUUCUGCUGGCUUAAUAGAUCCCGCUACUGUUCAACACGGUCAAAUCCAUCUCGAUGCAAGUCAAUCAGGGCUUCACAGCUGGGUUCAGCUUCCGAAUGUUACUGGGACAGCUACAUCAGAUUCGUUCAAGCAGCAACAAGUAUCUUUUAUUGACCAUGCCCUCGACAAGUUCUGGAGCCAAGACCCUGUUAAUCACCAGAGUAAUCUCGAAAUGUUGAGCGAUCCAAAUAACAGCCUGCUUUCGAAGGAAUUUACACAACAAUCACCCCUCGGGACAGACGAUCCUUCAUUCAUCCAGGUCCUGAACAGUGAAGAAAUCGGCAGCCUUGAUCCUUCACAAGUAUUGCAUUGGAACCUCAUCGGCGAUGAUGUCCCCCAGCUCAAUGUUUAUCCCGAGAAAUUACCACGCCCCACGCCCCAGGGGCAGCCUACGUCGGGUGCAAAUUCCAUACGGCCGUCAAGAUAUUUCAUAACUGAUGCAAAUUGCUACCGAAGAUUGGAAAAAGAGCUCACCCGAUUUGUCCUCAGUUCCUUGAGUCCAAACAAUCCUGGGCAGCAUAUCCCAACCGACGAAGAAUUACAAAACCAAGCUCGCUGGAUAAUCUACGACGACGACGAUCCGUGGAACCAAACGGCCGCUGACAACGCAGAAUGGCUUGCCCGUUUCAAACGCGACGUUGGCCUCGCUCCCGCAGACGAGGGCCCCGGCAUGCCGCCUCUUGGUCCUCCUCGGGCGUGGAGACUAGAGGAUGGUGGCAGCGGCUUUCAUCCACCAUACCUGAAGCCGAAAGAUGGAAAGCUAAUCGAAUUCACGGCAGACGUCCCCGUGGCCGUGGAUGAUCGAAUAUACAAUGUGAGUCGAGAGACGGCUGAACAUUUUGCUCGCGCUCUCUGUGAGGGGCAGUAUAGACCUCCCCCCUCCGUAUUUUGCUCGCGUGAUCUAGAAGACGGCCUCCGUCUGUACGUUGAGGAGUGUCUUGGGAAUCUCCAUUACCCUACCGACGACGAACUGCGGACGAAGGCGCAGGAGAUCCUGGGCACUACAGCCACGGCAGCGGAUGAUCCAAACCUUCUGGAGAAAUUCAAAGCCGCGUAUCUGCUUGGGUAUCUGCAGAGAAAUAACCAUGAUGGAGCAAAACUGGUCGAGCAAUCAGCUCACGAUAUGUUUAACUCCGCACGAAGCGCAGUGAGCAUCGAAGCAUCCGAGAUGGGAAUUGCCAGCGACGUAGAGCCCUGGAGACUUACCCACAAUGGCGUAUAA
Messenger RNA from Trichoderma asperellum CBS 433.97, 2541 nucleotides. RefSeq lists its product as uncharacterized. Gene Ontology annotation, biological process: regulation of transcription by RNA polymerase II. Gene Ontology annotation, molecular function: RNA polymerase II cis-regulatory region sequence-specific DNA binding. The record is from RefSeq and is a predicted model, not a curated record. NCBI's taxonomy places the organism in Eukaryota, Fungi, Ascomycota, Sordariomycetes, Hypocreales, Hypocreaceae.